Auxenochlorella protothecoides is the source of this 861-nucleotide messenger RNA. RefSeq lists its product as hypothetical. Bases 1 to 861 code for a protein of 286 amino acids. Lineage: Eukaryota; Viridiplantae; Chlorophyta; Trebouxiophyceae; Chlorellales; Chlorellaceae. The transcript is spliced from 7 exons. The record is from RefSeq and is a predicted model, not a curated record.
AUGACCCGGUGGAAGGGGGAUGUGUCGAAGCGGCCAGGUGACGAGCGGAAGAUAGGAAACUUGCAGCGGCCCGUGUUGCAGCACUUCACCAACGCCCGCCUGGAGCAUGCCUAUCGACUCUAUGUCGGCUCAAUUCAGUUCGGCAUCGACCUGGGGAUGUCGAGACUCAUGGUGGCUUACGAGCUCGUGGUAACGUACAAGGUUCUGAAGGAGGAUCAUGCGCUCAGCUGGAUGACCGCGCUCAUGGUGUGCAACUUCGCUGCCCUGGUGGCCGUUCUCAUGCUGCCCUCAUGGCGGCCGUCCGUGUGGCAAGAGGGCAGGAACACCAUCCUCCCACCUGUGCUCCUGUCGCACACCGUCGCACUACACAUAUUCCUGCGCGUGCGCAUCCCACGCCCCCUCUGCAGCGGCACCGACGUGCUCGUGGUGCAGUCGAUGGUUUUCCAGCGCUGCCUCGUGAGCAGGCACGUCCCCACCCAGGCCCUCGGGUACGGCAUCCUGGCGCUGUACACCUGGCAGCGCGGGCACUCAGAGACGGUCGGCGUCCUCCUGCUGCACACCCUGAUUGGCCUGCUCCUCCCCUGCAUCAUCGCCUGGCAGUCGGAGUACAAGGCGCGGUACAAUUUCUUACUGGAGGUGGCCGGCAGCCGCCCCGGCAGGCUGCCGGCGCCGACCACCCUGGACCGGCUGGGCACCGCCUGGCUGCUCCCCGUGUUCCUGCUGCAGGCCCUGCAUGGGCCCAUGUUCAUCUGCCAUUCCAUGCUGAAGACGGGUUACUCAUGGUGGGCCAUCUACCUCCUCAUGCUGGCCUGGUCUGGGACCAUCAUCGUGUACGACUACUACAUCUUCGUCCUGACAUGA